GGGCUAAGCACCGAAGAUCACCCAGUCAACAUCGUUCGCAUAAUUGAUGCCCAGGGUUCGUUAUGCAACUACGCCAUUACUUGCAGCCUUGACUGACUUGUGGCAUGUAGACACCAGGUUAGAAGAGGCCGUCCAUGUGCUGCUUAGGGCAUUUGCCAAAGGUGUGAACUGUGUACAAUCAAUAUCCGUAUUAUCGAAUUGAAUUUUUACUCACAAUAACUCCCGUGACUAGACAAAAUACUUGAUACUAUGACUGGCUGCGUAAAAGAACUACGCGAGAUGACACUACGUGCAAUCGUCAGUGCAACCGUCAUAGGUGGCCACUUUUACGUCGCCCUAGAUCAAGAAUCGGGCAAAGUUUUGGGUACCGCAUGUUGGUACCCACCUCAAACCGAUUUUCUUUUGGAUGAAAAGCAGCAAAAGCAAGAAGAUGUAGUAAACCUACUCCGUGAGCUUGGUACCAACCAUGCUCAAUUGUUUAGUUGGUGGAUGAGCACGCUUCUCCCGAAAUCGACCGAAAUAUAUAACAGUGCCUUGGGCAACAAUAAUUUUAUCCUGGAAAACUGGAACCUUUAUUCAUUUACCGUAGAACCUGCCUAUCAAGGUAAAAGAAUUGGUUCAAAGUUGCUCAAGAUCGGUGAAGACGGUGCCAGAGAAAUGAAAACGUCGGUCUGUUUUGGAACAAAUAGUGGCCCGCAGACUCAACUGUACGAGCAUAAAGGUUAUGAGAUAAAGGGUCAAGGUGAUAUUCCACCUCCUCCGGGUCAUGAGAUAGAGGGGUAUACAAUGUUGGUUUAUGUCCAGUCUUUCGUGCAUACCGAGGCUUGAGUAGAUUAG
Messenger RNA from Serpula lacrymans var. lacrymans S7.9, 837 nucleotides. RefSeq lists its product as uncharacterized. Lineage: Eukaryota; Fungi; Basidiomycota; Agaricomycetes; Boletales; Serpulaceae. The coding region runs from base 250 to 828 and encodes 192 amino acids. Gene Ontology annotation, molecular function: acyltransferase activity, transferring groups other than amino-acyl groups. The record is from RefSeq and is a predicted model, not a curated record. The transcript has 5 exons.